This is a messenger RNA of Quercus lobata, 1723 nucleotides long. RefSeq names its product UDP-glycosyltransferase 92A1-like. The coding region runs from base 496 to 1110 and encodes 204 amino acids. Gene Ontology annotation, molecular function: UDP-glucosyltransferase activity. The record is from RefSeq and is a predicted model, not a curated record. The transcript has a single exon. NCBI's taxonomy places the organism in Eukaryota, Viridiplantae, Streptophyta, Magnoliopsida, Fagales, Fagaceae.
CCUGUUUGGCUGUUUCCACUCUCAUUGUUGCCAUGGCCAAUGGAAGAGAAGAAAGAAACAUUGUCAUGUUCCCUUUCACGGCUGCUGGCCAUCUCAAUCCUUUCAUGGCACCUGGAAGACAGUUGGAACGAAAGGAGGGCUACACUGUUACCGUAGUAAACACCCCUCUUAACAUCCAAAGACUCAAAUCUUCUCUCCCUUCCAAAACCAGCAUAAGGCUUGCUGAAAUCCCUUUCCAUGGGACUAACUAUGGUCUCCCACCUGCUGUAGAAAACACAGAUACACUGUCUCCUGAAUUAUUCAUCCACCUCAUGGAAGCCUCAGAAAAUCUUGAAUCUCCCUUCAAAAGCCUCCUCAUCGACAUUUCCAAACACGGCAGUUGUGCCCCCAUGUGUAUCAUCUCAGAUAUGUUCUUGGGAUGGACAGUCAAAGUUGCCAUUUGCCAAUGAGCUUGGAAUUUAUCAUGCAGUAUUCAUUGCUGGGGCUGGUUACAGCAUGGCCAUAUAUUUUUCCCUCUCUCUUAACGAACACCAAUUCCAGACUGAUGAUCAGGAAUUUUUGCUGCCUGACUUUCCUGAAGCAUCCAAAAUUCAACAAUCACAACUUCGAAAUGAUCUCAGGCUUACUGAUAGUACCAAUGCUUUGUGGCUUUUCCGGACACGGCAGUUCUCACAUUGCUUUUGCUCUGAUGCAAUUCUCUUAAAUACCAUGGAGGGAUUAGGGGAUAUUGGUGUACAAUAUUUUAAAAGGAAAAUGGGAGGGAAGCCAGUCUGGAUGAUUGGACCAGCCUGCUCUUCCAUGAAGAAUGAUGCCUAUUACCAAGAAGAGAGAAGUGAGAAACUUUCUUCAAAAACCGAGAGUUGUUGUGAAUGGCUAGAUCUCCACCCACCAGCUUCAAUUCUGUAUGUAUCUUUUGGAUCAUAUGGGACCAUUUUACCUUCACAAAUGAUGGAAUUGGCAUUGGGUUUAGAGGCAAGCAACAAGGCAUUUAUUUGGGUCAUUAGGCCACCAUUUGGUUUCAAUCCAACUGAAGACUUCAGAGUCGAGUGGUUGCCUGAUGGCUUUAAAGAAAGAAUGAGAGAGAAAAAAUCAAGGUCUCUUGAUACAUAAAUGGGCUCCCCAACAAGAAAUUUUAUCUCACAAGUCCAUAGGUGCAUUCCUCAGCCAUUGUGGUUGGAACUCAAUUCUGGAAAGCUUGAGUCAAGGGGUACCAAUCAUAGGCUGGCCACUUGGUGGAGAGCAGUGCUUUAACUCCCAAAUGCUGGAAAAUGAAGUUGGUGUUUGCGUUGAGGUUGCAAGAGGGGUCGACUCUGAGACCAAACAUGACGAGAUUGCAAGGGUGAUCAAGAUAGUAUUGGGAAAAACAGAGAAAGGAGAGGAGAUGAGAAGAAAGGCCAAUCAAAUGAAGGAGAUGAUGGAGGAUGCAUUAAGAGGAGGAGGAGGUUUUGAAGGAUCAUCUAUUAAGGCCAUCAAUGAUUUCCUAGGCACAGCAACCUCAAUAAAGAAAAGCUCUACCUUGAAAUAAUCUCAUCAACAAACUGACAUGUAUGCAUAAGCUAAAAUAAAAGACUUGCUACUUUAGUUGCCUGGUGUGUUAGAUUGUAAUGUUUAAUCAUGAAAAAAUGUCUAGACUACUACCAAUUGUGUGUCAAAGGUCAAAGGAGAGUGAGAGUCGCAGAGUAAUACAAUAUGUAGAACUCGAGCAAUAACCUACAGGCAUGUA